GACUGGUAGCCUUUCAAACCUGGGCUCAUGGCGCCGGUGUUCCGAUCCCGCUAUCCCGAGGACACCCCGAGCUCUCGGAGACGGCGACGCAGCUCCUCGAGAAGCCCGCCCUCCGCCCGGGCCAAACACUCCCCUCUGGGCGGCCGCUCCCGCUGUCACUCCCGCGGCCGUGAAGUCCUCAGGCCCUUGUGGAGUGGGUCCGGCGUCGGCGCCCCUUACCCGGUUAGUCCCUCGGGGUCUAGAGAGCCAACUCCCGGGCCCCGCAGUUAUGUCUUCUCGUCCUCUUCGGACUGUUAUGGCGGAUACCGCUACCAUCACCACCAUUAUGCUGGUGACCGGCAGUGGGCGCAAGACUACGAGAAGGAAAAGGAGGAGAGACUUCGGCAGAGGCGGUUGAAAGAGAGAGAGAGGAUUGGGGAGUUGGGAGCACCUAAGGUGUGGGGUCUGUCUCCAAAAUUUCCUGAGCCUGAUUCGGAUGCACACACCCCGGCUGAGGAUGAAGAAGCCAAGACUGAGAAAGGCAGCAGUUCAGAGUCCAGCUCCGAAGAAGAAAAAAGGAAAAAGACGACCAGUCGCUCAAAAAAUAAGAAAAAAAGAAAGAAAAAGUCAUCCAAAAGAAAACAUAAAAAGUAUUCUGAUAAUAGUGACAGUAGUUCAGACUCUGACACUAAUUCUAGCUCUGGUAAUGAUAAAAAGAGAGCCAAAAAAGCCAAGAAGAAAGAGAAGAAAAAGAAACACAAAGCAAAAAAGCCCAAGAAAAAGAAUAAGAAGACAAAAAAAGAAUCCAGUGACUCAAGCUGUAAGGAUUCAGAAGGGGAGUUGCCAGAAGAUAUCUGGACUGAGCAGUCAAAGAUUACAGAUACCAUGGAUUUAAUAGGUCCUGAAGCACCUAUAACACACACCUCUCAAGAUGAUAAACCUUUAAACUAUGGCCAUGCUCUGCUGCCAGGUGAGGGUGCAGCUAUGGCUGAGUAUGUAAAAGCUGGAAAGCGUAUCCCUCGAAGAGGCGAAAUUGGGCUGACAAGUGAAGAGAUCGCUUCGUUUGAAUGCUCAGGUUAUGUCAUGAGUGGUAGCAGACAUCGCAGAAUGGAAGCUGUGCGACUGCGUAAAGAGAAUCAGAUCUACAGUGCCGAUGAGAAGAGAGCCCUUGCAUCCUUUAACCAAGAAGAGAGACGAAAGAGAGAGAAUAAGAUACUAGCCAGUUUCCGAGAGAUGGUAUACAGAAAGACAAAAGGGAAAGAUGACAAGUAAGGACUUUCUGUUGUACAGCAGGACUUUUAACACGACAAAAGGUUUAUGUGACCAAAACAGCAUUAAAAGACUCUAUUGUGCUCCUGUACCCGUAUGUCAGUAAGUCCCUCAAAAAAGCUGCUUUUUGCGAUAUCUUUAAAAUUUUAUUUUUUGUUUUUAACUUUAAAAAAUAAUAUUGCACAGGCUUAAGAAAAAAUUCAAACACUACAUACAGGAGAAGAUAAAGUAAAAAAUUAGCCAACCCAGUCCCUGAUCUCUUUCCCCAGAGAAAUCUCUAAUGUCUUCUAUAUCUCUCCAUAAGUUUUGUGUUUAUACAAGAAUAUAUGUUGCAGGAUAAAUGGUUGGAAUUAUUAAAUUGAAGAUUUUUUUCCCAUUGCCCUGACUUUUUUCUCUCUCUCUGAGACCUUCGUUGCCCCAUGGAGCCAUUCAUUUGCCUCAGGUAAAACCAAAAAAACCCCAAAGAAAACAAGAGUCAAUUGAGUGUAUACUUCUGGUUGUAGUUAACAGACUGCAUUAAGUAAUGGAAAUGAUUUACUGGCUCAUGUAACUGUAAAGUCCAGCAGGAAGACAGAUGUCCUGCAUGGUUUUAACAGGACUUUGGCUUAUUUCUCUACCUUUCUCUAAUAUGAGUUGGUUUUCCUUCGCAGGUGUUUCCCUUUUAUAGCAAAAUGCCUUCCAAAGCUGAUGAGCUUGGUUAUGUAUUUCCUGGUCAGUCUUGGAAGAAAGAAAGAGUAUUUCUGUCUUGUCAUUCCAAGCAAGAAUCCUGAGAUUCAGUCCAACCAGAAUUAGCUUAGGUUUCAUUCCCACCCUCGAAAAAGGUGCUGUUGCCAGAUAAAUAGAAUGGCCUACUCCAGAAACUGUAGGUAUUGUCAGCUUACGGGCUAUCUUGGGAAGGAUUGAAUGAAAAUCAGGGUAAUGUUAGGAAGGGUAUGUAGGUGACCAAAAAAUGUCCACUACAGUUUUGAAUGAUUUUUUUGGAUUGAUUUUUUUAAGCAUAGAAACUAUAUGUUCUAAAAGCCAAAAAUUUCUUAAAGAAAAGCUUGUCUUUCACUAUUAGAAGCCAAAUCCUAAUUGAAGACAGCAUAGGGUUUAUCCAUAUGUGAUAUGGAUAUGGAUAUAAUAUAGACAGCACAGUGAAAAGAUGAAAAUUCAGGCUGCUUGAAGAGCAAAUUAGGGCCACCUGGGCUAGGAGGAGAAAGAGAAAAUGAGAAGGUGUAAAGGAGGAGGCAGCUGGUAUAUCCCUUGGAGAGGAGAUAGAUCAGGAGUGGACUGAACAGACAGGAGAGUUAGCAUUGAGAGGCCCAAGAGUUUAUUAGCUAGCACCAGCUCUAGAAGGUACCUUAGAGUGGGCCUCACGCAUGGUUGAUGACCCUGAGACUUCAACGCUAACCAAACUAUCUCAAUUGGAUAACGCCCUUUUCAAAGUUUCAGGAUCCUGAUAAGCCCCAUAAAGCUGAAGGUGAACGGGUGGCAGGGCAGGGCAGUGUGAUGCGGAAGGACACCCUUACCCCAGUAUGUGUACUUGGUUGGCUUUGAACCAAACUAGCUUGAGAUUUUCCUCAAGGGGACGUUGGAGGCACUGGUGAAAGCCACUCUUACAUAUGCAUAUUUCCCUUAACACACUGUACACUUGGAUUUACCGUCUCUUUUUUCACUUAAUGGCAUAGCUUGGAGAUGUUUUAUGUGAAUAAAAUAUAUAUAUCUACUACAUUCCUUUUAAUGUCUUUCUAGUGUUCCAUUGUAUGAAAAAAUCAUUUUAUUGGAUGUCUGAGGUGUUAUCUAUAUUUUGCUAUUAUGCAGUACCACAUUGAAGAUUUUUUGGGGUCUAUGAGAGUAUAUCUUUAGAUAGUCAUCUAGAAGUAGAAUUAUUGGGUCAGAAAAAUCCUUUUGGUCAUCUAGAAAUGGCCACCUAGAAGUGAAAUUAUUGGAUCAGAAUGCUUUGUAAAUAUUUAUUUGGUGCUUUCUAUGUGCUAGGCACUAUGACAGGUACCAGAGAUAGACUAGGGAGCAAGGUAGUCUUGAUCCUUAUCACAUAGAACCUUACUGUGGGACAUAAUAAAAAGAGGUUAAAAGACAAAUUACAAAUUGCAGUAUCCUAUGAAGAAAAUAAGGAGUUUAAGGAGGGAGCAUUUUUUGAUAGGGAGGUUAGGGAAAGGCUAGGUAUGUCACAUUUAAGCUCUGUGUGUUUUUUAACUUUAGUAGAUACUGCAAUAUUGCCUUCCAAAGAGGUAUCAGUUUGCAUUCUUGCCUACAUCCUUGCCAAUAUGGUUGGUACUUUCAAAUCUUUUGAUCUUUGCCAAUCUGAUAGAUGAAAAGUGCCAUUUUUGCUUUUAUUUGCAUUUCUUUAAUUAUGAGUAAGGUUGAGUUUCUUUCAUAUAUUUGAGUCUUUUGUAAUCCUUUUUUUU
Molecule: messenger RNA, 3656 nt
Organism: Choloepus didactylus (southern two-toed sloth)
Lineage: Eukaryota; Metazoa; Chordata; Mammalia; Pilosa; Megalonychidae
Gene: NKAPL
Product: NFKB activating protein like
Exons: 1
Coding region: 28-1251 (407 amino acids)
Biological process (GO): regulation of gene expression
Cellular component (GO): nucleus
Molecular function (GO): chromatin binding
Source: RefSeq, a predicted model, not a curated record